GAGACCUGGAUCAUGGAUUCUCGCCCUCCCGAUGCAUGACAUACUUUCCCACAUGAAAAGGGCAUCUAUUAUGAUGGAUGCGCUAGCCUCUUGAGUAGUUCCGAGUGAUUUCCGUAGAUCUCCGUAGCCAUUUUGGAUCAAGCCGUUCGGAGUCAGCCGUGGUGGGCGCAUGGGAUGACAUUCUUGCCAGGUCGGAGGUGAGGCAGAUUCCAGCGUGAGAUAAAACACAUUCUGUGGCAGUCUGGAUUCUAUGGCUGUAGGCCUAGAUGCAGUUGUCACCAUGUGCGCGGUCGGCGUGACGAUCACAGUGUGUCUGGGAAUGUGGUCUUCCAAGAUGGGCACUGGCUUGGCCAUGACGGUCCCGUUCAGCUGGCACCCCGUGCUGAUGACACUUGGCUACGCGUCCCUCAUGACGCUGGGGCGGUGGGCGUAUUUGGCCGACCCGAGCGAGAAGCUGGGAACUGCGGACCUGCAGGGCCGCCGAAUCGUGCACCGCGCGUGCAUGACCCUGGCCUGCAUGGCAGCGCUCUCGGGUUACGCGGCCAUUUUCUAUGCCCACUGGCCGUCCAGGCAGUACUUCGGCUACGGCUUCGUCAAGGGGCAGUGGAGCGAGUGGCGGCGUGUGGCCCACGUGUACAUCGGCUACACCCUGCUCGUCCUGGUGGCGGCGCAGGCGCACAUGGGCUUCCAGAAGUACAGGACUCUGCAGAAUGGCGGCCCACGGAUCUUCACGUUUCACGGCUACCUCGGCAAAGGCAUCCUCGUCUUGAGCACGGCGGAGAUCCUGCUGGCCACGUGGUUCUGGGCCUGGGGCGCGAGGAUGAAGGCGGCGGUGGCGGUGCUCGCAGUGGCCUGUGGCCUCUUCGGCGCCUGUGCCCCCCGCCCUCUGCCAGAGAAGGCCGCGUCGGACUGGUCGUCCCUGAAGAACGAGACGGAGAUCGCCCCGGCCGUGGUGGGUGGUGCCGUGUGACCGCGUGUGCCGCAAACAUACAAUUGUCAUGUUCUUUUCUUGAGGGCGCACUCGGUUGCGUUCGGUCGGUUUGGUUCGGUCGGGUGUUGUGUUGUUGCUUCCGCCCUUCUAGGCUGC
Messenger RNA from Prorocentrum cordatum, 1087 nucleotides. The record is from the annotation of a GenBank genome assembly. NCBI's taxonomy places the organism in Eukaryota, Dinophyceae, Prorocentrales, Prorocentraceae.